Messenger RNA from Scleropages formosus (Asian bonytongue), 2497 nucleotides. Its product is annotated as pleckstrin homology domain-containing family O member 1-like. Bases 271 to 1506 code for a protein of 411 amino acids. Gene Ontology annotation, biological process: regulation of myoblast fusion. The record is from RefSeq and is a predicted model, not a curated record. The transcript is spliced from 6 exons. Gene Ontology annotation, cellular component: ruffle membrane; muscle cell projection membrane. NCBI's taxonomy places the organism in Eukaryota, Metazoa, Chordata, Actinopteri, Osteoglossiformes, Osteoglossidae.
GGAGAGAGCACAGUGAUGUACAUGUAGAGAGGAGCACAGACGUACGGAGACAAGGUUCACCCGCGCUACACAGGAGGCGUCGCAAGCUGUCCACGGACCACGGGGGGUCCACACUACCUCCCAGCCCCUGCCGAAGGCAGCCAGUCCACCGUGCAGCUCGGCUCGUACCCUCGUAUUAACCCUCGGAACACCGGCCCGGGGUGUGCCUGACUGAGCCCACGGACGGAUCCACAGUCAGUGCGUGAAACUGACACCUCCCCUCCCUCCGCGAUGAAGAAGAACAACUCGGCCAAACGGGGCCCUCAGGAUUCCAGCCAGCCAUCUGCUCAACCCGACAAAACGGGCUGGAUUCGGAAGUUUUGUGGCAAAGGCGUGUUCCGGGAGAUCUGGAAGAACCGCUACGUGGUGCUGAAAGGGGACCAGCUGUACAUCUCCGAAAAGGAGGUGAAAGACGAGAAAAAAAUCCAGGAAGUGUUUGACCUGGCGGACUAUGAGAGGUCCGAGGAGCUACGCAAGUCCAAAAGUCGGAGUAAGAAGAACCACAGCAAGUUCACGCUUCUGCGCUGUCGGCAGCCCGGGAACACAGUUCCAAAUCUGGUGUUCCUGGCUGUUAGCCCGGAGGAGAAGGAGUCGUGGAUCAAUGCGCUGAAUGGAGCCAUCAUUCGAGCCAAAAACCGUAUCCUGGAUGAGGUCACGGUUGAAGAAAAGAGCCUUCUGGCCCAUCCAACUCGUGAUCGUGCAAAGAUACCCCACACACGCCGUUUGCCCACUCGUGGUCAUCUCAUGGCUGUGGCGUCCACGUCUACAUCAGACGGUAUGCUGACCCUGGACCUCAUCCAGGAGGAAGAUGUUUCCGCAUCGCAACAGCCGAACCCAUGCGAGAAAAGUCUCCAGUCAGACCUGGAGAAAUCGGUGUCACAGCCUGACUCCAACACAAACAGCUGCAAAUCUUCCACGGCUGCUGAGGUGAAGACCAAGUCAGGGAGUCUACCUAACAAAAAAGAGAUCCCCUGGGACUACCAGAAUGCAACGGGGCAGGCAUGCACCCCUCAACCAGGCAAGAAACUGGCUGCCGCCGAAAAGAGCCGAUGUGCCUCCAUGGAUGAGAUUCUCUCCCAUUCAGACACACGGCCAGCUAAGAGGGCUUCUCCAGCUUUGACAGCUACAGCGUUACCCCAGUCUGUCAGCCAGCUGCAGGAUCUUAUCACCCUGAAGUUGCAGAGGACACAGGAGUUACUGGUUGAGGUAAAGGGAUCGGAGCGCAAGAGUAAAGAUUCAACUCCGCAUAAAAAUACAGGGUCGGAAAACAACCGUGCAGAGGCAGAGCGAUUGCUCCAGGAGGCUGUCUCCGCCUGGAGCCAGGCCCGGGAGGUGCUGGAUGAGGUGAAGGAAAUACAAGCAUUGUACUGGCAGAUGGACUCUUCAUCUGCCACAACCCCGACAAAAUCACAGAGUGCAAAGCUGAAGAGCCCCCAGCAGAUACACCACAAAAAGACUAUGGUGUGAUGGAUGGGUUAAAUGAAUAAUAAGCAAAAAUGCUAAGCCUCUCAAAAAGAAAAAACAGAAAGUCGACUUGGGAGGAGAACUGUUUUUAUUUUUUGUUUGUUUCUGUUCACUCUAUGCUGUGACAGAAUUCAGAUCUUGUUCCCCCGACUGUAGAUCUCCACAGUGUGCUUUUGGCCUUCCAUCUGGGUUUCCGUAUACGUUAGGGAGAAGGAAGGUUUAUGAGGCCAAUUCUCAUUGGAAUCUUCUCAGAUGUCUUAACAGUGGCUCCUGUGGAUGAGAUGGAGUUUUGAGUGUGGACUUCACUUUUUUUUCUUUUUUAUCAAGACAGACUGUAUGUUGCGGACAGCGUGUCGGAAUCAGCAGUGACAACCCCACUGUCAAGUAGUGCUAUUGAUCGCCUCGUGUACACACUGCCUUGUUAUUUCCAACUGUACUGGCAUCCAGUGACAGCAGGUGGGGGUGAAGGGAUGUAGGGUGUUACCUCAAGUGCUUUGAAUGAGGACGACUCUGACAGGAGGAAACAGAGUGGCCCAGCUGCAAGAGCUGCUGGCCUGCUAGAAUGUAAUUUUGUUUUUCAUGCUGGAACAAACUGGAAGAGUUCCACAACCGGCCUUCAGCAGACUCCCAGGGGCCCAAUCAGUGCAGUGCAGGAGCCUCUCGGUCCUUUGGUUUUCAUGUUUAGCGAAGCAACUUCUGUGUCCAAGUUUAAGUUUGUCCAAGUUGGCACAGGUCCAUAGUGGCACCUUUGAAUUAGAUGCACAAAGGUCACUACAGACUGCUGUUAAAAGGCAGGAGAAAAAGCACCUACGGUGGUGACAUAUUGUUUCUGGUGGGAUUUUCUGUCGAGCUAUCGCCACAAAGGACUGCACACAAAUGUCAGAACGGCGUAUUCUAAAGCGAUCAAAUAGUUAAACAAAAGUUUUAAUUGCUGAUGUUUGAAUUCACAUUUUUUCCAAAGCGACUUUCUGUGUUAGGGUACUUACAGUUAUUU